Microthlaspi erraticum is the source of this 792-nucleotide messenger RNA. NCBI's taxonomy places the organism in Eukaryota, Viridiplantae, Streptophyta, Magnoliopsida, Brassicales, Brassicaceae. The record is from the annotation of a GenBank genome assembly.
AUGCUUGACCACAAGCAUCGUGCUAAGCUGGCGGACUUUGGAACUUCUCGAGUUAUCUCCGUGGACGACACCCACCUGACCACACCUGUGGUCUCAGGUACUCCCGGAUACCUUGACCCGGAGUACCACCAGUCCAGCCAGUACACGGACAGGAGUGACGUCUAUAGUUACGGUGUGGUUCUUGCUGAGCUCCUCACUGGAGAAGAACCUUACAUCCUCCAACCGCCGCCUCAACAUCCCAAGAAAUUAGCAAUAAACUUCCUCCGUGACAUGAAAGAGAAGCCACUUUUGGACAUCAUCGAUCCCCGAAUCAGAGACGACUGCGCUUUGGAUCAGGUCAAGGUUAUGGCCAAGAUUGCGAGGCUGUGUCUGAAUCGUAAAGGGGAGAAACGACCAACCAUGAGCAGUAUUAUAAUGGAGCUGGAGAGGAUUGGUUCCUCGCAUGGAGAUUCACAGGCACACCACAUACUGGAAACUGACGACGACGAAGACGAUGACGAGGAGCAAGCGGUCCAAGUUAGAGAAUCCUUCAACAUUGACGUGGCUUCCACUUCAGCAACCCAACCGGUUAGAGAAUCCUUCAACAUUGACGUGGCUUCAACUUCUAACUCAACCCAUGUUUCCUCGGCAAACAUAUUGAUCGCUCCAGCAUAAGCAAAUAAUUGCAAUACGUUCGAAGUUCAAAAUAAACUCGGUCCUGGUCAGAUGCUCCUCGUUAUAAAAGGUGGUCGACAAAUGGUGAUGAAACUGAAAUUCAAUGAGAAACAAGUAGUUACACCAGGAAUAGGCUAA